This is a messenger RNA of Aquila chrysaetos chrysaetos, 2946 nucleotides long. It is a transcript of the gene PRORP, whose product is annotated as protein only RNase P catalytic subunit. The record is from RefSeq and is a predicted model, not a curated record. The transcript has 6 exons. Gene Ontology annotation, biological process: tRNA 5'-leader removal; mitochondrial tRNA 5'-end processing. Gene Ontology annotation, molecular function: protein binding; ribonuclease P activity. NCBI's taxonomy places the organism in Eukaryota, Metazoa, Chordata, Aves, Accipitriformes, Accipitridae. The coding region runs from base 645 to 2102 and encodes 485 amino acids. Gene Ontology annotation, cellular component: mitochondrial ribonuclease P complex; mitochondrion.
UCCCGGUACUUACUUUCAUAACUUAACGUUUACGUGGGAUUUCACAGUAAUUACUGCCAGCGGUGUUGCUCUGCCUCUUUGGCAGCGGCGUUACCCAGGAUUUACGAUUGGGGAAACCAGUUAAACGGAAGUUUGUCACAGGUUGAAAGGUAGGAGGGAACCAACGUCGGACUCCCGUGCUGGGACUGCCUGAGGGAUCAGGAUUGGGAUUCCUGACCUGAAAUUGUCGAGGAAGCCUUCUGACUCGACUUGGAUAAAGGCAGGAAGAAAAAAACCUGCAGCGUUUGCCUAGCUGCAUCAGAGUUGCCUGUCUGCGACAACGUACUCAGUACUCAUCUUUACAGUAACCAACAAACAGAAAUGAUAAGCUGCAAACCUGCAAAGCAUCUUCUCUAGAAAGAUACCCUCAUUUUGGAUGAAUGUUCUCACAGUCUAGGAGACUGAUUUUUGUGAGAAAAGAUUUUGCCAUUUUUUGUUUUCAUAAGAGGCAGAAAGGACUUAUGGAACAAGCAUUUUGAAACUGAAGCUUAUACAGCUUGACAGCCCUUGGGCUUUUAUAAUAAACAUCCCCAUGCAAACUGCAUUUUCCAUUUUAUAACUUCAUUAGAUACAGUGAGCUAAUAGUCAGAUAAUUUCCUCUUGAGAUGGCACUGUUUUUUCAAACUAGUCAACAGGGUUUUCAGACUUUGCUGUGGAAAUGUCGUCUGUUCUGGCCUGUUUCAAGAUGCCAACAACUAUUUGCUGUCUCUUUCAGCAUCCCCAAUAGGGAAAAGGUUAGCUAUUUCAGUUUUAUGACAUCUUCCAACACUGCAUUACCAGUGGGUUCCAAAAGAACUGAUGUCUUUCCUACCAAGAAAAGGUCUGAAAUUAAUUCUGAAGAAAAACGUGGAUGGGAUGAGGAGACUAAAGAAGUAUCUGAAGAGAAACGCCACUUUUCUUCCUCUGUUGGAGCUCCAAAGAAACGUUUAAUGAGUCAAGUUCUGUCAAGGCAUAAGUUUACCAACGUACAGCCUCCAGAAAAACCUUUGGAGGCUGAGGAAUGGAACAGGCUGAGGGAAAGCUUUCCGUCACCUGAAAUAUUUGAAGAAGUGAUGUUUAACAGUAUGGUCAGGUGCAACAGCCCCAUUGAUGUGGCUAAGUCCUUACUGACCCAUGUGGCAAAGAGUAACGGUGACAUUGCAUAUAAUUUGUUGGUCAAAUAUCUGGUAUUGUGUGUCCAGCAGAGGCAGACUUCAGAAAUUUGUGAUGUGUAUGAUAUAAUGAAAAUCAGAUUUAAAAUUUUAGAAAGUGGGGCUUACAACCUUCUUAUCAGGGGGCUGAGUAAUUCAGAUCAAUGGAGAAUGGCUUUGACUCUUUUGGAAGAAGUAAAAAAGAUUAUGACUCCCUCACGGACAAACUAUGAAUCCUGUAUCAAAGCAGCCAGCCGUCAUCAAGAAAUGAACCUCGCGUUUGAACUUUACCGUGAAAUGUUGGCUAAGGAUUUGAUACCAACCUUGGAUGUCCUGCAGGCUUUUUUUGACUUCAGCAGGGGUAUGAAAGGUGCUGAGUUACAAAAAGAGCUGUUUGGUAUCCUCUUAUAUUUGAGAGAGAACCAAAUAUACCCUCACAAAACAUUUAUGCGGAGUAUAAAGCUAUGGUUUGAAAGUAUACCAGGAGGGAACUGGAGAGGACACCUGACCAACAUUAAAGACAGCGGACAGUGCCCAGUUUGCAACCAUCAGCUGGAGGAUAGUGACCUCACCGAAGAGGAGUAUAAUAAUCUCAGAGAAAGAAUAAUAAGGGACGUGAUACAUGGAACUGACACUUUUAGAAAGACAAGCCCACAGGAAUUUGAAGCCUUUCAAACAUUUGUGGAAAAUCGACUUCCGUUUGAUAUUGUUAUUGAUGGACUCAAUGUUUCCCACAUAAAACCCAGAAGGAUGCAGUGUGAAAAUACUGCUAAAAAAAGAAAGAAAGAAAGAAAACAACCCACAAAGCAGAGCAAUCCUUUCUUCUGUCUCCAAACUUUUCUUCCAGAUGAGGGAAGGGAAGGCCGCAGGAAUCUCUGCAUGUGUUGCUCUCCUGGUUACUGGUGUUGCUGCCAAGUAGUCCCCCAUCUGUGAAUGCUGACCUCUCUGAAUGCUGUAGUCUGUCCUUUGAGGGCUGACUCUUGCCGCAAAACAACCUCUUUUGGAGGCUGCUAUCCUCACGCCAGAGGCAGCUGAAUGGAAAAUGUGGAGUGGCAGGUCUUGGGGUAUUCACAGCCUGCCUUAUUAAACUCUUCAAGGUACAGAGGGAAACAUAGUGCAUAACUGAGAGGAUGGAGAGGAGAAGUAAAUGCAAGGGAAGGUGGAGUCAGAGCACAAAGGAUGGAAAAAGCUAAGAGUGAAGGCCACUGAGGUCAAGCUGGCUGGCUAGGACAGCAUGACUGGCCCAUUUUGAAGAGAGGCAUGCUGUGACUCUUUAGUGACCUCUUCUGUUCGACUUGAGAGGUAAUAAAGGAGCAGUAUUUCCAAGAACCUGUGUUUAAAAGCUGCCCAACCCGUGUUUUACUUGUCAAAAAGCUAAAUUAUUUUAAGUCUCCAGGUAGGAGUCAGUCUGUGCUCUUUUCAAGGGUUCAUUACUGCAGCUGUUAGACCCAGUCAGAAUAUUGUUGUAUAACCUUUUCUGUUCCAGUGUGUAGUUAGUGUGCAGCAAUGGUUAAAAGAGAAAAUGAGAUUGUUGCUCUCCAUUUGUAACACACUGUAAGUGUUACUAUGUGCAAAUUGUUAGGUUUUUUGGACCACAUCCCGUACGUGAUUUAGAGAGAAUAGCAAAACAAAGGACAUUGUUAAACACGGGAGAAGGCUUAAGAUUUAUGUGACAAUAAUAUGGUAACUUAAAUGCUUUCUGGUUUUUAUUUAAAUUUAACAAAAAAUACUGUUCCACUUUGUGAUUUAGCUUUAAGAACUGUAACUGUUUUGCUGA